AUAUGUCUGCACAGUCUUAACAAAAGCUUUGGAGUUCUCUCCCUAUUUAAGCCCAACCCUUUAACUUGCUUUGCCUAUCCAAACCAUAAAACAUAAACCACCUCUCUAUCUCUCUCUCUUUCUCUCUAUCUAUAUUCCACAUUGCAUUAAAAAUGAGUGGUUUUGGUUUUAGAAGCCUAACAACACUAACGCUUCUCAUUGCUUUUCUUGUAUGGUCGUCGAAUUUCGAAGCUUGCAUUGCCAGAAGAGGAAGACAUUGGAGGCAACACAGCAGAGGAACCUCUUCCUCUUCCUUGUACAAGAAGAGAAGCAAAAGCCACAACAGUCACCACCACAAAGGCAGCGGAUCAAAACCGAAAUAUUCUCCGCCUCAUAACAAGGCGGCUCCGCCGGUGUCCCCGCCGCCACCUCCGACAGUGUCAGCCGGCAACAAUGCCCCGCCGCCGCCCCCGAAGAAUAAGGGAUACAACAAUGGCGUGCAUUCUGUGUCCUUCGACGUGCUAGAUUUUGGUGCCAAGGGUGAUGGCAGUACGGACGACACAAAGGCGUUCGAAGUUGCGUGGGCAGCCGCUUGUAAGGUCGAGGCAUCAACGAUCAUCGUUCCUCCUCAAUACCAAUUCCUCGUUGGGCCCAUCUCAUUUUCUGGCCCAUAUUGUGAAGCCAACCUUGUUUUUCAGCUGGAUGGGACAAUCAUAGCUCCAACAGACGCCAAAGCGUGGGGCAAAGGUCUAUUGCAAUGGCUGGAAUUCUCAAAGCUAAGAGGAAUUACAAUUCAAGGAAGUGGAAUCAUAGACGGAAGAGGCUCAGUGUGGUGGCAAGAAUACUCUCCCUAUGAUGACCCUGCAGAUGAUGACUUAAAGCUCAUCAUCCCAAUAAACAGCACCUUUCCUGAGCACCCACCAGAGCCGAUGAAGAGCAAGCAGAGUGGGAAAAUGCCAAGCAUCAAACCAACUGCCCUGAGGUUUUAUGGGAGUUUUAACGUGACGGUCACGGGCAUAACAAUCCGGAACAGUCCCCAGUGCCACCUCAAGUUUGACAAUUGUGUGGGGGUGUUGGUCCAUGACAUGAGCGUCUCAUCUCCCGGUGACAGCGCGAACACGGAUGGAAUUCACCUGCAGAACUCCAAAGAUGUGCUAAUCCACAGCUCCACUUUCGCCUGUGGAGACGAUUGUAUUUCAAUACAAACUGGAUGCUCAAAUGUAUACAUACACAACGUGAACUGUGGACCGGGUCAUGGAAUCAGCAUUGGAAGUCUAGGGAGGUAUAACACCAAAGCGUGUGUCUCUAACAUCACCGUCCGAGAUGUCAACAUGCACAACACAAUGACUGGUGUCAGAAUCAAGACAUGGCAGGGUGGAUUAGGCUCUGUCCAGGGAGUUCUGUUCUCAAACAUUCAAGUAUCUGAAGUCCAACUUCCAAUUGUCAUAGACCAGUUUUAUUGUGACAAAAGCACGUGCAAGAACCAAACAUCAGCUGUGGCUGUAUCAGGAAUCACCUACGAGAGAAUAAGAGGGACCUACACAGUAAAACCCGUACACUUUGCCUGCAGUGAUAACCUACCCUGCACAGAUGUGACACUAAACGGCAUACAGCUGAAACCUCUACAAGAACACUAUCACAUGUACGACCCCUACUGCUGGCAGACUUUUGGAGAGCUGAGGUCUCCUACUGUCCCACCAAUCGCUUGUUUCCAGAUUGGCAAGCCAUCUAGCAACCAUCUUCAAUCCGACCACGAUUCAUGUUGAGAAUCCAUACUUGGUCAUUUGGUGUUGGUACGUAAUAUUAGUGAGGUUGGCAAGUUUUCCCGACCCCUUCCGCACCAUUUGCAGGAUAGAUAGAAGAUUGUAAAUUGGAAGUACUAGCUUGUAGGGAAUUCCUCUUUAUCAGGUUUUACAUUGCCAUUGUGAGAGAGCAUAUAGAAUUUGGUUUUCAGAUUGAGACCUAUAGUUGUCAAUAUAAGCCAUCUUUAUUGUUAUGGCAAAUUAAUUGCCUAAGUGAUAUAUAUUAUACGAGUGCUUGCAUCUAAGUUAUGCAAUAAAGGUUCCAUAUCUACACUUACUGAAGAUUAUGGACACUGAAAGUAAGGAAAAAAAAAAUCAGGAAUUGCAUGUUUCAACAAUGUACA
This is a messenger RNA of Morus notabilis, 2125 nucleotides long. Its product is annotated as polygalacturonase At1g48100. Gene Ontology annotation, molecular function: polygalacturonase activity. The coding region runs from base 153 to 1745 and encodes 530 amino acids. Gene Ontology annotation, biological process: carbohydrate metabolic process. NCBI's taxonomy places the organism in Eukaryota, Viridiplantae, Streptophyta, Magnoliopsida, Rosales, Moraceae. The transcript has 7 exons. The record is from RefSeq and is a predicted model, not a curated record.